AUGGCCGACUCGGCGUACAUUCGCGAUACCUACGCUCACUUCACGCGCACAGGCGUGCCCCAUGAUGGGAUAGCGGAGGGUGUAGAGCAUACGCGGUACAAGCAGGACGUGCCGCCCUGGGAAUGUGUGGACCCGCCUACCUCACCGCCGCCGGCGCUGCAUGUCGACCGGUACGGAUUCUUUGACACGCCGAAACAGCCGUCCUGCAUCGUGCUGGCCCGACAUGUGUACGUACACAGACGUAUGCUACAACGUACGCGGCAAGCACGCACGCCCAAGUCUCACGUGCGUGAGCCAUCGGCGGACCAUGUCAAGACGAUGCUCGAUCACAGGGCAUCGUCAGAUCAGAGGCGCGCAUCGCGGCGUACGCGCAAGUGGCACGGCAUGCUGAACGCAAGCGAGCGGUGCAUCGAAGCGGGCGUGUCCAAUACCCUUCUCCAAAGGCGCGUAUUCAAAGGCAUCCCCGACGACAUGCGCGGCUUGGCAUGGUACGCCCUUUCGGCCCAGCACAGCAGCCACGACCCACGCCUCCUAUCUCUGACUGACUAUCUCCAGCAUGCGUCAACGUCCGACGUACAGAUUGAUCUGGACAUCCCACGCACUGUGCGUGGUCACAAAGCAUUCCAUACGCGGUAUGGACGCGGUCAAUGCGACUUGUUUGGUGUGCUGCAUGCCAUGAGUCUUAUGUGCGCCGAGUGUGGCUACUGCCAGGGCAUGGGCCCCCUCGCCGCCAUGCUGCUGAUGCACAUGCCGGCAUCGGAUGCGCUGCGUGUCAUGCAGCGCAUGCACGACGUGUACGGCUUUCACGAGCUCUUUCGACCUGGCUUCCCAGGCCUCCGAGCCGAGUUCUAUGUGCUGUCCCAACUUCUGGACGCACUCGUCCCACGUAUGGCCCAGGCCCUAGCGCAAGCAGGACUUGCACCUAGCGCUUACGCCACACGCUGGCUCCUAACCGUGUUCCACGAUGCACUGCCCCACGCGACCCAACUGCGCGUCUGGGAUAUCUUUAUGGCAUGUGGCCGAGACGCGUUGCUCGUCGUGGCCGUCGGCCUCCUUCGUGCCCUGGACAUGGAGCGAUAUGCCAGCCGCACAAACGACAUGCUCGAAUGCCUGUGGUCCCCUUUCUUGCCCGAAGACGACGACGCGCUCCUGGCAUGGGUACAACACACCCUGCACAGGCGCCGCGUCCAAACCUGUAUACAGCAGUCACGCGCCGAGUGGAGCCGUCUUGUGGAGCAAGGCCUCGACGGCUCGGCCUUUGUGUAA
This is a messenger RNA of Malassezia restricta, 1266 nucleotides long. Its product is annotated as TBC domain protein. The transcript has a single exon. NCBI's taxonomy places the organism in Eukaryota, Fungi, Basidiomycota, Malasseziomycetes, Malasseziales, Malasseziaceae. The record is from RefSeq and is a predicted model, not a curated record. The coding region runs from base 1 to 1266 and encodes 421 amino acids.